UCUAAAACGCAGUGUGUCUAUGACAGGUGGGACUAGAUAUUAAUAGUGUAGUAUGUAACUAUUGUAUGAAUGAGCUAUUAGAUUGGCUAUAGAUGAAUUGGAGCUAGUAGUUGGCUAUACUAUUGAACUUGCUCUAAGGGUAAAUAGUAGUAGGAACAGUAAAUAGUAAAGACGUGGGUCAUUAAAGGCCGCAUCAAAGUUGUCGCCGGGUCGUCCCAUCCUCCCUCCUCCGCAACGCACCGCGCCGCGGCACAACCUCCCCCUCUUCACCACCUCGCCCCCCUCACAUCGCGCGCCCACUACUAUUUGCCGCCGCCGCCGCCGCCAUGAGCUAGCAACCGCCCACGCCCUCGCCCUCGCCCUCGCCCUCGCCUCCUCACCGCAGCAUGAAGCCCGGGGGCGCGGCGUCGUCGGUACUCCCCGCCGCGCGCAGGGGCGGCCGCAUCGCCGCCGUGAUCGCGCCGCUGCUCCUCUUCCUCGCGGCCGCGCUCUCCUUCCCCUCCUCCAUCGGCCGCAUCCCGUCGCUCGUCGCGCUGGGACGGAGGCACGCUCCGUCUCCGCCCCCGCCGCCGCCGCCGCCGCGGGUGGCCGUGUGUUUGGUGGGUGGCGCGCGGCGGUUCGAGCUCACGGGGCCCUCCAUCGCGCGCCACGUCCUCGCCCCGCUCGUCGCGCAUCAGCAGGAGAAGAAGGAAGGCGAAGGCGGCGCGCCCGUCGUCGACGUGUUCCUCCACAGCCCGCUCGACGCCGACGCCUACAAGCUCUCCCUCCUCGCCCGCGCCGCUCCGCCGGGAUCCAGGCUCGCCGCCGUGCGGGUGUUCCGGCCGGAGCGCAUCGCCGAGACGCCCGAGCGCGCCCGCGUGCUCACCGCCAGCAACUCGCCCAACGGCAUCCAGGGAUUGCUGCAAUAUUUUCGGUUGGUGGAAGGGUGCUUGGACCUGAUCCGCGAGCGCGAAUCUCGAGGCAACUUCACGUACGAUUGGGUGGUCCGUACGCGGGUCGACGGCUUCUGGACCGGCCCGCUCGCCGCCGCCGACGCGUUCCCGGCCGGCGGCGCCUACGUCGUCCCCAAGGGGUCCCGGUUCGGGGGCCUCAACGACCGCCUCGGCGCCGGCGGCCGCCACGCGUCCCGCGUCGCGCUGUCCAGGCUCUCGCUGAUCCCUCGCCUCGACGUCGCGGGCUACCAGGAGCUCAACUCGGAGGCGGCGUUCCAGGCGCAGCUGAAGGUGGCCGGCGUCAAGGCGAGGGAGCGGCGGCUGCCGUUCUGCGUGCUGAGCGACCGGAGGUACUCGUUCCCGCCGGCGCCGUACGGCGUGCCCGUGGCGUCGCUGGGGAGCCCCGGCCCGCUGAGCGGCGCCAAGUGCCGGCCGUGCCGGCCGGCGUGCCGCGGCGGCGAGUGCGCGUCGGCGGCGCGGCUGGUGCGCGGGUGGAGCUGGACGGAGUGGCGGAACGGGACGCUGGAGAUGUGCGACGCGAGCGUGCCGUGGGAGCAAGGGUGGGAGGCGCUGUUUGACGAGGUCGCCGGCGAGGAGGCGGCGGCGGUGCGGCGGAGGGUGGCGACCAUGGGCGCGGACGAUUGCGUGGCGGAGGUGGCGGCGCUCAUGACGCGCGCCGAGCGGUGGGACGCGCCCGCCCCCGCCGAGAUCUGCCGCGCCGGCCGCCUCCGCCUCGCCACUCGCUCCGCUUCUGCCAAUGCCACUGUCACUGCCAAGCCCAACCAAAAUUGAUUUGACCAUUUUUUUCCCUCAGGAACACCAAACCAAAGGCAGAAAAGGAAUAGAAAGAAAGAAGAGAAUACAAGUUGGAUAGUGGUAACUGAUACAUAUUUUUGUACAAAUUUCAUAGAGAUUUAGCUAGAGAUCACUGAUGAAGAAUACUGAAUACACACACAGUGUAUAUAGCGUCAAAAUUCAUUAAUUGCAUGAUCAGUUGUUCGUUUCUUGUACUUACAAAUGAUACUAAAACAUAAACCUAAUCUAAUAGUACGCUCGAUAGCUGCAGGCAGCAUGUCUCAUGCAUUCUUGCAAGCUGACUACUAA
Messenger RNA from Oryza sativa Japonica Group (Japanese rice), 2036 nucleotides. RefSeq lists its product as uncharacterized. NCBI's taxonomy places the organism in Eukaryota, Viridiplantae, Streptophyta, Magnoliopsida, Poales, Poaceae. The record is from RefSeq and is a predicted model, not a curated record.